AUGGCCCCGUCCCUCAACCUCGACUGCAUCGCCGAGGUCCUGCGCCAAGAGACCCUCACCGACGGCGACCUCGCCAGCGCCUGCCUCGUCUCGCGCGCCGUCUUUCGCCUCGCCAACAGCCUCUUGUACCACGACCUCGCCCUGUGCUUCUCCGACAGCGGCGACUACACCGACGACGGCCGCCUCUUGUGCGCCAUCGAGGUCCGCGAGUCGGAAAAGGCCGAGGCCUUUGUCGACCACCCGCGCCUGCGCCCUCUCUUGCGCCGCGUCGAGGUCGCCUUCGACUCGCUCGAGCGCGACAGGUACGUCCGCUACGACCAGCCCGAGUACCUCAUCAACGACAUCGUCAAGGUGUGCCCAAACAUCGACGACCUCGGCGCCGACGAGGGCGCGUGGUUCCCCGACAUGGCCCACGCCGUCGUCGAGCACGGCCGGCGCCUGCGCACUAUUCGCGGCCUCAAGCUGUGCGACGGCUCGUGGGAGAUGCUCGCCAAGCAGCCCAUGCUCAAGCACCUCGGCAUCUCGCGCCUCGAGCACGACCCGAGCAACCGCGACGUGCCCAAGCCUCCCGAGGUCGAGCUCCCGUUCGCGCUCGAGCACCUCGCCGUCGAGGGCGCGCCCGCUCGCCUCGAUCCGGCCAUCCUCGAGCCCAUAUUUGCGUCGUCGGCACACACGAUCCGCACGCUCGAGCUCGAGUUCAACGCGGCGACCCCGCCCGACCUCUCGCGCUUCACGGCGCUGCGGUCGCUCCACCUGUGCGUCGACUGCAAGCGCAAGGCGGACGGGACCGUCAAUGGCCGGGACAACCCGGACCGCGUCGCCGCCUCCGUCAUCGACGCGCUGCGGCCCAUCUCGCACCUCCCCCUCCGCUCGCUCGCCAUCACGCACGACGACGGCCACACCCGCCUCGAGCCCCUCUUCCGCCACCCUUCCUUCCCCUCGGUCGUCCCCUCGACCGUCACCAAGCUCACGAUCAAGGCCGCUCUCGAAAUCGCCGACCUCGAGCGCUUCUUCGGCGCGUGCUCGGCGCCCAUAACGCGCCUCGGCCACGGUACCGCCGAGAACCGCGACUCGGCGUCGGGCGUCGAGCAGUGGCUCGCACAGCGAGGGAUCAAGGGCGAGACGGCCAUUGGCGAGCUGAGGCUCGGCCUGAGCUUGCGGAUAGGGAGGGCCGUGGACGGGCUGAUGCGCUCGAUGGGCUUGAAACAAAGGACCCGUUCUUGAGC
Messenger RNA from Rhodotorula graminis WP1, 1226 nucleotides. RefSeq lists its product as uncharacterized. The record is from RefSeq and is a predicted model, not a curated record. Bases 1 to 1224 code for a protein of 407 amino acids. The transcript has a single exon. NCBI's taxonomy places the organism in Eukaryota, Fungi, Basidiomycota, Microbotryomycetes, Sporidiobolales, Sporidiobolaceae.